GACUAUGUCUGGAUGGACCUGAGAUCCGGGCAGGAGUUUGACGUGCCCAUCGGGGCGGUGGUGAAGCUCUGUGACUCUGGGCAGAUCCAGGUGGUGGACGAUGAAGGCAAUGAACACUGGAUAUCCCCGCAGAACGCCAGGCACAUCAAGCCCAUGCACCCCACGUCUGUCCACGGCGUGGAGGACAUGAUCCGCUUGGGGGACCUCAACGAAGCUGGCAUCCUGCGCAACCUGCUCAUUAGAUACCGAGACCAUCUCAUCUACACCUACACGGGCUCCAUCCUGGUGGCUGUGAACCCCUACCAGCUGCUCUCUAUCUACUCGCCAGAACACAUCCGCCAGUACACCAACAAGAAGAUUGGGGAGAUGCCCCCACAUAUCUUUGCCAUUGCUGACAAUUGCUACUUCAACAUGAAGCGCAACAGCCGUGACCAGUGCUGCAUCAUCAGUGGGGAGUCUGGGGCAGGGAAGACGGAGAGCACAAAGCUGAUCCUGCAGUUCCUGGCGGCCAUCAGUGGGCAGCACUCGUGGAUCGAGCAGCAGGUGCUGGAAGCCACCCCCAUCCUGGAAGCAUUUGGGAAUGCCAAGACCAUUCGCAACGACAACUCAAGCCGCUUCGGGAAGUACAUUGACAUCCACUUCAACAAGCGAGGCGCCAUCGAGGGCGCCAGGAUCGAGCAGUACCUGCUGGAGAAGUCACGUGUCUGUCGCCAGGCCCCGGAUGAAAGGAAUUACCACGUGUUCUACUGCAUGCUGGAGGGCAUGGGUGAGGAACAGAAGAGGAAGCUGGGCCUGGGCCAGGCCGCGGACUAUAAUUACUUGGCCAUGGGUAACUGCAUAACCUGUGAGGGCCGCGAGGACAGCCAGGAGUAUGCCAACAUCCGCUCGGCCAUGAAGGUGCUCAUGUUCACUGACACGGAGAACUGGGAGAUCUCAAAGCUCCUGGCCGCCAUCCUGCACCUGGGCAACCUGCAGUAUGAGGACCGUACGUUUGAAAACCUGGAUGCCUGCGAGGUCCUCUUCUCCCCAUCCCUGGCCACAGCCGCGUCUCUGCUCGAGGUGAACCCCCCGGACCUGAUGAACUGCCUGACCAGCCGCACCCUCAUCACCCGCGGGGAGACGGUGUCCACCCCACUCAGCAGGGAGCAGGCGCUGGACGUGAGAGACGCCUUCGUCAAGGGGAUCUAUGGGCGGCUCUUUGUGUGGAUCGUGGACAAGAUCAAUGCAGCAAUUUACAAGCCUCCCUCCCAGGAUGUGGAGAACUCUCGACGGUCCAUUGGCCUCCUGGACAUCUUUGGGUUCGAGAACUUUGCUGUGAACAGCUUCGAGCAGCUGUGCAUCAACUUCGCCAAUGAGCACCUGCAGCAGUUCUUCGUGCGACACGUGUUCAAGCUGGAACAGGAGGAGUAUGACCUGGAGAGCAUCGACUGGCUGCACAUCGAGUUCACAGACAACCAGGACGCCCUGGACAUGAUCGCUAACAAGCCCAUGAACAUCAUUUCCCUCAUCGAUGAGGAGAGCAAGUUCCCCAAGGGCACAGACACCACCAUGCUGCAUAAACUGAACUCCCAGCACAAGCUCAACUCGAACUACAUUCCCCCCAAGAACAACCACGAGACCCAGUUUGGGAUCAACCACUUUGCAGGCGUUGUUUACUAUGAGAGUCAAGGCUUCCUGGAGAAGAACCGGGACACCCUGCAUGGAGACAUCAUCCAGCUGGUCCACUCCUCCAGGAACAAGUUCAUCAAGCAGAUCUUCCAGGCUGACGUCGCCAUGGGCGCCGAGACCAGGAAGCGCUCGCCCACACUCAGCAGCCAGUUCAAGCGGUCGCUGGAGCUGCUGAUGCGCACGCUGGGUGCCUGCCAGCCCUUCUUCGUGCGCUGCAUCAAGCCCAACGAGUUCAAGAAGCCCAUGCUGUUCGACCGGCACCUGUGUGUGCGCCAGCUGCGGUACUCGGGGAUGAUGGAGACCAUCCGAAUCCGCCGAGCCGGCUAUCCCAUCCGUUACAGCUUUGUGGAGUUCGUGGAGCGGUACCGAGUACUGCUGCCCGGCGUGAAGCCGGCCUACAAGCAGGAUGACCUUCGCGGGACAUGUCAGCGCAUGGCUGAGGCUGUGCUGGGCACCCACGAUGACUGGCAGAUUGGCAAAACCAAGAUUUUUCUGAAAGACCACCACGACAUGCUGCUGGAGGUGGAACGGGACAAGGCCAUCACUGACAGAGUCAUCCUCCUCCAGAAGGUCAUCCGGGGGUUCAAAGACAGGUCCAACUUCCUGAAGCUGAAGAAUGCUGCCACGCUGAUCCAGAGGCACUGGCGGGGCCACAACUGCAGGAGGAACUACGGGCUGAUGCGGUUGGGCUUCUUGCGGCUGCAGGCCUUGCACCGCUCCCGGAAGCUGCACCAGCAGUACUGCCUGGCCCGCCGGCGCAUCAUCGGGUUCCAGGCCCGCUGCCGCGCCUACCUGGUGCGCAAGGCUUUCCGUCAUCGCCUCUGGGCUGUGAUCACCGUGCAGGCCUACGCCCGGGGCAUGAUCGCCCGCAGGCUGCACCGGCGCCUCAGGGCUGAGUACCUGCGGCGCCUGGAGGCUGAGAAAAUGCGGCUGGCAGAGGAGGAGAAGCUCCGGAAGGAGAUGAGCGCCAAGAGGGCCAAGGAGGAGGCUGAACGCAAGCAUCAGGAGCGCCUGGCCCAGCUGGCCCGUGAGGACGCAGAGCGGGAGUUGAAGGAGAAGGAGGAGGCUCGGCGGAAGAAGGAGCUCCUGGAACAGAUGGAGAGGGCCCGCCACGAGCCCAUCAAUCACUCGGACAUGGUGGACAAGAUGUUUGGCUUCCUGGGGACUUCGGGCAGCCUGCCAGGCCAGGAGGGCCAGGCACCUAGUGGUUUCGAGGACCUGGAGCGCGGGCGGAGGGAGAUGGUGGAGGAAGACCUGGAUGCGGCCCUGCCCCUGCCUGAUGAGGAUGAGGAGGACCUCUCCGAGUAUAAAUUCGCCAAGUUCGCUGCCACUUACUUCCAGGGCACGACCACGCACACGUACAACCGGCGGCCGCUCAAGCAGCCACUGCUGUACCACGACGAUGAGGGCGACCAGCUGGCGGCCCUGGCGGUCUGGAUCACUAUCCUCCGGUUCAUGGGGGACCUCCCUGAGCCCAAGUACCACACGGCCAUGAGUGACGGCAGCGAGAAGAUUCCUGUGAUGACCAAGAUUUAUGAGACUCUGGGCAAGAAAACAUAUAAGAGGGAGCUUCAGGCCCUGCAGGGCGAGGGCGAGGCCCAGCUCCCUGAGGGGCAGAAGAAGAGCAGCGUGAGGCACAAACUGGUGCACUUGACCUUGAAGAAGAAGUCCAAACUGACAGAGGAGGUGACCAAGAGGCUGCAUGACGGAGAGUCCACGGUACAGGGCAACAGCAUGCUGGAGGACCGGCCCACCUCCAACCUGGAGAAGCUGCACUUCAUCAUUGGCAACGGCAUCCUGCGGCCAGCACUCCGGGAUGAGAUCUACUGCCAGAUCAGCAAGCAGCUCACUCACAACCCCUCCAAGAGCAGCUAUGCCCGGGGCUGGAUCCUCGUGUCUCUCUGUGUGGGCUGCUUCGCCCCCUCUGAGAAGUUCGUUAAGUACCUGCGGAACUUCAUCCACGGGGGACCACCUGGCUACGCCCCAUACUGUGAGGAGCGGCUCAGGAGGACCUUUGUCAAUGGGACACGGACACAGCCACCAAGCUGGCUGGAGCUGCAGGCCACCAAGUCCAAGAAGCCCAUCAUGUUGCCUGUGACGUUCAUGGACGGGACCACCAAGACCCUGUUGACAGACUCGGCAACCACGGCCAAGGAGCUCUGCAAAGCGCUAGCCGACAAGACCUCACUCAAGGACCGCUUCGGGUUCUCCCUCUACAUCGCCCUGUUUGAUAAGGUGUCCUCCCUGGGCAGUGGCAGCGACCACGUCAUGGACGCCAUCUCCCAGUGUGAGCAGUAUGCCAAGGAGCAAGGCGCCCAGGAGCGCAACGCCCCGUGGAGGCUCUUCUUCCGCAAGGAGGUCUUCACUCCCUGGCACAACCCCUCAGAAGACAAUGUGGCCACCAACCUCAUCUACCAGCAGGUGGUGCGAGGGGUCAAGUUUGGGGAGUACAGGUGUGAGAAGGUGAGUGAGAGCUAA
Physeter macrocephalus (sperm whale) is the source of this 4146-nucleotide messenger RNA. RefSeq names its product myosin VIIA (gene MYO7A). Gene Ontology annotation, molecular function: ATP binding; protein binding; cytoskeletal motor activity. The coding region runs from base 13 to 4146 and encodes 1377 amino acids. The transcript has 29 exons. The record is from RefSeq and is a predicted model, not a curated record. Gene Ontology annotation, cellular component: myosin complex; cytoskeleton. NCBI's taxonomy places the organism in Eukaryota, Metazoa, Chordata, Mammalia, Artiodactyla, Physeteridae.